Molecule: messenger RNA, 9858 nt
Organism: Myodes glareolus (Bank vole)
Lineage: Eukaryota; Metazoa; Chordata; Mammalia; Rodentia; Cricetidae
Gene: Usp31
Product: ubiquitin specific peptidase 31
Biological process (GO): protein deubiquitination
Molecular function (GO): cysteine-type deubiquitinase activity
Source: RefSeq, a predicted model, not a curated record
CCGGUGCCCGGCGUGGCGGGGCUCCGCAACCACGGCAACACGUGCUUCAUGAACGCCACGCUGCAGUGCCUCAGCAACACCGAGCUCUUCGCCGAGUACCUGGCCCUGGGCCAGUACCGGCUGGGCCGCCCGGAGCCGUCGCCUGAACCGGAGCAGCCGGCGGGUCGCGGCCCGCACGGUCAGGGCGAGGUCACCGAGCAGCUGGCGCACCUGGUGCGGGCGCUCUGGACGCUGGAGUACACCCCGCAGCACAGCCGAGACUUCAAGAGUAUCGUAUCAAAGAAUGCUCUGCAGUAUCGAGGAAAUUCCCAGCAUGAUGCCCAGGAGUUUCUGCUAUGGCUUUUGGAUCGAGUUCAUGAAGACCUCAAUCAUGCUGUAAAGCAGAGUGGCCAGCCUCCUCUGAAGCCACCAUCAGAGACUGAUAUGAUGCCUGAAGGACCAUCUUUUCCUGUGUGUAGCACUUUUGUACAAGAACUUUUUCAAGCCCAGUACAGAUCUUCUUUGACAUGUCCUCAUUGUCAGAAACAGAGCAACACUUUUGACCCUUUCCUGUGCAUUUCUUUGCCAAUUCCACUACCCCACACAAGGCCUCUCUAUGUCACUGUAGUGUAUCAAGGGAAAUGUUCCCACUGCAUGAGGAUUGGUGUGGCUGUGCCUCUGUCUGGGACUGUUGCCAGACUUCGGGAAGCUGUGUCUAUGGAGACAAAGAUCCCCACUGAUCAGAUUGUGCUAACCGAAAUGUACUAUGAUGGGUUCCAUCGUUCCUUCAGUGACACAGAUGACCUGGAGACAGUUCAUGAAAGUGAUUGCAUUUUUGCCUUUGAGACUCCAGAAAUAUUUAGACCUGAAGGAAUUCUCAGUCAAAGAGGCAUUCACUUAAAUAACAAUUUAAACCACUUGAAAUUUGGCUUGGAUCAUCACAGACUAUCUUCCCCACCAUCAACAGCAGCAAAACAAGGAAAAGUGGACUUGCCCACCAGAGUGGCAAGCGACAAGAUUGUUCUGCUUGUGUGUAACCGGGCCUGUACUGGGCAGCAAGGGAAAAGAUUUGGACUGCCUUUUGUCCUGCACCUAGAGAAGACAGUAGCAUGGGACCUUCUGCAGAAGGAGAUCUUGGAGAAGAUGAAGUAUUUCUUGAGGCCUACUGUCAGCAUCCAGGUGUGUCCAUUCAGUUUGCGUGUGGUCAGUGUUGUGGGAAUAACAUACUUGCUGCCUCAGGAAGAGCAGCCCUUGUGCCACCCGACAGUAGAAAGGGCAUUAAAGUCCUGUGGACCAGGUGGCACCGCUCAUGUGAAACUGGUAGUAGAAUGGGACAAGGAGACAAAAGAUUUCUUGUUUAUAAACACUGAAGAUGAAUAUAUCCCUGAUGCAGAGAGUGUCCGUCUUCAGAAGGAGCAUCAUCAUCAGCCACAAACCUGCACUUUAUCCCAGUGUUUCCAACUCUACACCAAAGAAGAACGGCUUGCUCCAGAUGACGCAUGGCGAUGCCCACACUGCAAGCAGCUGCAACAGGGGAGCAUCACAUUAAGCCUGUGGACUCUGCCUGAUGUGCUUAUUAUACACCUCAAGAGAUUCCGCCAGGAAGGAGACAGGCGCAUGAAACUUCAGAACAUGGUCAAGUUCCCUUUGACUGGCCUGGACAUGACACCGCAUGUGGUUAAGAGAAGCCAGAGCAGCUGGAGCUUGCCAUCUCAUUGGUCCCCAUGGAGACGGCCCUAUGGACUCGGGAGGGACCCUGAGGACUACAUCUAUGACCUGUAUGCUGUGUGCAAUCAUCAUGGCACCAUGCAAGGGGGGCACUACACAGCGUACUGUAAGAACUCCGUGGACGGUCUCUGGUAUUGCUUUGAUGACAGCGAUGUGCAGCAGCUGUCAGAAGAUGAAGUGUGCACACAGACCGCUUACAUACUUUUCUACCAGAGGCGGACAGCCAUCCCAUCGUGGUCAGCUAAUAGCUCGGUGGCAGGUUCUACAAGUUCUUCUCUGUGUGAGCACUGGGUGAGCCGGCUCCCAGGGAGCAAGCAAGCCAGCGUGACCUCUGCAGCCUCCUCCAGACGCACCUCCUUGGCUUCACUCUCUGAGUCUGUGGAGAUGACAGGGGAAAGGAGUGAAGACGAUGGAGGCUUUUCUACUCGACCGUUUGUGAGAAGUGUGCAGCGUCAAAGCUUGUCAUCCAGAUCUUCUGUCACCAGCCCCUUGGCUGUCAAUGAAAAUUGCAUGCGGCCUUCUUGGUCCCUGUCUGCCAAGCUACAGAUGCGCUCCAGUUCUCCUUCCCGCUUCUCAGGGGACUCCCCGAUCCAUGGGUCUGCCUCCACUCUUGAAAGGAUUGGGGAGGCAGGUGAUGAUAAAGUGUCCAUAUCUUGCUUUGGUAGUCUACGGAACCUUUCUGGUAGUCACCAGGAACCAAGUGACAGUCACAGUAGACGAGAGCACAAGACUGUGGGCCGGGCCCCAUUGGCUGUCAUGGAAGGUGUGUUCAAAGAUGAGUCAGACUCUCGAAAAUUGAACUCCAGUGUUGUAGACACACCAAGCAAAAAUCUAGCACAAGGGGAUUGCUUGCCCCCCAUUUCUGAUCCUUUUGAUAAUAAUAACCAGAUUGCUUAUGUGGAUCAGAGUGAUUCUGUUGACAGCUCUCCAGUCAAAGAGGUGAAACCUCCAAGCCACCCAGACUCCCUCACAAAGAAGCCAGAGAGCACAACCAAGAGAUCCCCUAGUUCCAAAGGCACUUCUGAGCCAGAGAAGAGCAUGCGGAAGGGGAGGCCCGCCUUGGCCAGCCAGGAAUCUUCUCUUUCAAGUCCAUCCCCUUCUUCACCUGUUCCUGUGAAGGUUUCCUUGAAACCUGCCCGCUGUCGGAGCAAAGCAGAUUCUUCCAGGGCCAGUGGAAGGCAUUCAUCCCCUGCCUCUACCCAACCCAAAAAAGAAUUGUCCCCCAGGUCCCAGGAAUCCAUGUCAUCUCCUUCACCACAGAAGCAAAAGUCUACUUCUGCCUUCACUUACUCUUCUUCCUCCAUAUCUGCCAAAAAAGCCCCAGGCCCUGCCUCCAGGGGCUCCUUACCUUCUGGGAAGAGCAGGACUUCUGACCGGAGCUUGAGUAGAGAGGGUUCCAGACAAAGCUUAGGUUCUGACAGAGCCAGUAUCACCUCCACCUCCACCUCCACCUCCAAACCUAGCUCCCCUCGGGUGAAUCAGGCCAGAUCAGGAGACAACAGAGUUGAUGGCAAACACGUUCGGAGCUCUUCCAUGGCCAGCCUGCGCUCACCUAGCACAAGUGUGCGCUCUGGGUUGAAGAGGGACAGCAAGUCUGAGGACAAGGGACUGUCCUUUUUUAAGUCAGCCUUGAGACAGAAAGAAACCCGGCGGUCCACUGAUCUUGGCAAGACAACCUUGCUGUCCAAAAAGGCUGGUGGGAGCUCUGUCAAGUCCGUCAGUAAGAACACCACAGAUGACAAGGCAGAGAAAGACCAUCAGUCCCCAGGCUCACAGCAGCCAAACACAAAUGCAGUUGGAAAAGAACAGCUUGUCUCAAAGGACCCUGCUUCUGCUAAACAUUCCUUGCUAUCUGCUCGAAGAUCCAAGUCUUCCCAGCUAGAUUCUGGAGUUCCCUUGUCUCCCAGUAGCAGGCUGGCCACCGAGAAAGGCUCCAAAAAGCUGUCUUCUAGCAUGCAAACCUCUGCACGGCCUUCUCAAAAACCCCAGUGAUCUUCUGCAAUCUGGGUGUUUUAUCUGUACAGAUGUUUAUUUAUUUAGAACUCCCUUCCCACCAAAGCCCUCUAUGCUUUUAUUUUGUAUUUUUUUGGGUCAUGUGCCUGACUGUGUGAGAGAAUAUGAGUGUGUGUGUGGAAUUCAAAUUGUUAAAAGCGUCGCCUUAUUCUGCCAUUGAACCAAAUAACAGCCAUAGGCAAAGCAUUGAUACCAAGCUAACUGGAAUAACUGUAGAAAAUAAUCUGGAUAGUCCCUUUAGCAACUGUACUUAUUUCUUUCUAGAGAACUCUAAUGACUUUGGUUGGACACUAGGGUUUGAAAACCUGUGAACCAAUUAAGCUAUCAGUGUGUAGACAGACGAAUUGUUUGACUUGGGUUUCAUCUGAACAGAAUUUAUCUUCAUGUAGAUUGUUGAGUGCCAUCAGGAACUUAGAAAACAAACAAACAAAAACAAAAACUAUGACACUAACAACAACGUAAACUGAGGGAAAACUUGCUUUCUGCACUUUGGCCCCAUCUACCAGUCUUUGUAAGGACAAUAUCUUAACACUAAUGUUUCUCAGGUAUAUCUACUCAGCUAGUUUAGGAUGGAUGUACAUUACUAAUAAAUGGUUCAAGAGGAAGAUGGCAUGGGGGAGGGUGACUGUCCUUUCUCCUACUGCCACAGGUAGAGGUCUCAGAGGUAGACAGAAAAUCUAUUGCUACCUUCAUAUCUGCAUUUAUAUGCAUACCCUAGCCUGUCUUGACUCCUUGGAUAUGUUCUAAGAUUUGGCAAUUUUUGGAUAGUCAGAAAGACAGUCACUAAUAUUUUUUUUCAUUCUAAAUUUGCUGGCUAAGGCCAUUGGAAUGUUCAAAAACUGUAGUUCAAAAACUGUAGCUGAACAGUUAAUGCUUUUGAAAGAUUCCCAGAAAAAAAUUUUAUUCCAAGCUGGAAGCCUGAGUUUAUCAUUCUCCUCCCCUGAUGUUGCUUUUUUCUGUUAGAAGUUUGAGCAUCUCCUAACUCCCCUUGUGUGCUUACUGCCUUGUCUUGCUGCUUGGAAAAGAAAGAAGUUGCCUCCUACCAAGAGCCACUGGUCGGUGUGGUGAUGUGUUGUGAGACAAAGCAUUGCACAUGCACUUUGGAUCGUACCUGUCAGUCUUCCUUCUGACUGCUUCUCUGUAGCUCUUUUAUGUCCGCUCUGUCCUGAAGAGUUAACCUCAGACCCAGAACUCAAGCAGAGUCUGGCAUAUGUUCCCUCUGGCAUGUUGUUGUCAAUUGUGUUAUUAUAGAUGAAAAGGGGAACCUCAGACCUCACUGGAUUCUCACAGGUAAAACACAGUUUUCCAAGCCUUGUGGAAAUCACUUGGAAAUGCUUUCCAGCCCAGUUUCUUAGUGUCUUCUUUUUUUUUCUCUUCUUUUCUUCUUCUUCUUUUUUUAAUAUCGAGAGAAUUGUGGUCUUGAUUCUCAGAGUAGCAUUUGUCACUUUGUCAUUAAAUAUAGCAUGUUGAGUUUAUGUGUUGUUAUAUACUAGAGCUCAUGGUUCCAGGUCCACAUGAACUCCCUUUUCAGUAUUUCUGUGAAGUGGCCGCGGUGCAUAUGUGCAUGCAGUUUGAUUUCUGCACUGUCCUUUUGUUCUUUAUGUUAAGAAUACCUCCUGGGAAGUACUUUCCACUAGUUAAGUUUAUUUUGCUGCUAAUAUGGACAUUAGCUGGUAGCUUACAGGUUCAGGGUGACUGAGAUUUUCAGCCCUUGUGGUAUUUGAGGCUUAAGUGUUCAGCUUUGUGCACGUUACCACAGUGCUCCACACAAUCCAGUGUGUGUGAGCAGUGCCCACUGCACUCAGUCCUGUACUGGCUGCUUCUGUCCCCCCUCCCCCCACUCCCUGUGGCUUCCCAAAGCCUCCAGGCUCUCCUGCCUUUGUGUGACUGAGGUGACAGCUGCCUUUUCAUGUCAUCAUUGUUAAGUGGCACAAGGUCAGCCCCAGCAGUGUUUAGCCACCAAUCUUGUUUUCUUUUAUUGUUUUUAUUUUCUAAAAAAAGCAUCAAAUGUGAGACCAUCAGCAUCAGGAAUUGAGCAUUUGUGUGAUUUGAGCCUCUGAAAUGGUCUUAGAAUUAGAAUGUGAUAAGACAAAGGAUUUUUAAUAACAAGCUGUUUUGCCAUAAUUAAGAUGACUAGAAGCUAGUUUAAUUUUCACAGUACUACAUAGUUUUAUUCUUGAAUGCAGUAGGAAUGGAUCCUCCCUCCCACGUGUAUCAUGUUUUCUUAAACAAAACAGAGAAAUCCUCUACAAGUCUCUGCUUUUCCAUGGGAUCAAGAAAGACAGUUUCUAUAAUGUAAUAAAAUUGAAAAGAUGUAUGUAUAUGGAGUUUAGUCCUUAUUUCAUAUUUUAAUUCAAUAGAAAAAAAUUAGCCUUGUCUAGGCUGUGAAGCUGCCAUGCUUGUGAGGUUGGGAAACAAUGCAGUCUGAUUUCUUACUGCUGGGGUGUGUUUAAGACCCAGAAAAGGCUGCUCUGACAGUGCUGUCUGAAGUGAAAGAGCUUAUGAGAGGGUUGCCGCUUGGUUCAUUCAGUUCUGUGACAGGGUUAAGUUAUUGCAGUCUUUUUCCAGCGAUUUGAAUAUAGUGAUUUUUGACCUCAAAAAUCACCUGCUCAGAUGGUAGACCUGAGUUUCUGCUUGGCAACCCACUGAGCCUGGUUAGGGCAGUCAUUCCCCGCAGGAACACAGCACCAACCAACAGAGUGAUGCAUUGGUAAUUUUUUUGGGGGGGGUGUUAAAUAGGCCUCCGUUUAUCCUUGCUCUUUUCCUGUAGAGCACCCUGCACAUGAGGCUACACCAUCCCUUAAGUCAGCCUUCCACCUUGCCUUCAUGAUGAUGCUUACUCAUGUCCCUUACAACCCUCGCCAACCUCAUUUAUUUCUUCUUAUGCCUGAGAGUGAGUAGUGCCAUGUCCGAUCAAUAGGGCAAUGUGGUAUAUCUUUGCUGUGCCACAUUCAAUUCAUUUGGACCUGCUUUGCAGAGGCAAACAGAAAGCUUCAGCAAUCUGCUGUAGUUGAGGAGUCCUGGGAGACACCAAAGCAAACGGCCUGCCAUGGAGUUGUGGUCUUCAUCAGAAACACCCAAACACAUUAUGGUUGGGUCAGACCUGAGGUUCCUUGAGUUUUUGUCUGGAAACCAAAGGUAUCCUUGUCUAUCUCUGGAGACAUUGUGUUCUUCUGGCCACUGGGUCAGAUUGAGCCGUCUGUACUGUAUAGUGAUUAAAUCUAGUACCUGGUCACUUUACAUUAGAAUCAACCCUCUGUGUUUCUGUGUGAUGGCUAUGGAGAUUGUUGAGGGAUGGGAUGCACUGUCACCCUUCUAACUAAUAAGUAGGAGUGGUGUGUUAAGGGAGCAGUCAUGGCAGCUUAAAGAAUAUGGAUUAAAGAGUUGUGAACAAAGCUCAUUUCACAUAAACCCUCUUUAAGUGGAUGGGCACAUGGCAUCACAUCUCAUUUUGAUAGAUUACUAAUAGCUGAAGUUACAGUUUCCUGUGUAGAUUGUCAUUGAAUACAAAGGUAAUUAGUGUUCCGGUUUGGACUUUUGAGCUAGGAUGAAAAUCAUAAGCACAGUUUCAAUAAAACACGGUUUGGAGGUGCAUUGAUACUUAGAUUUUGGAGUUGAGAAGGGAAAACUUUGCUGGCAAACCAGUGCCUACCAUAAAGCCAACUUAGCUGCGAGUAUGCAGGCUGCUCUUGCUUGAGUUUUAUAAAGAGCUCAUUGCUGUUCAGCUGGCUGCACCUUCAGUUGGGACAUCAUGCUUUUGUUUCAGUCAGUGCUUGGGGUCCCAUGUUGCCUUGUGAUCAGACCCCAGAUUGUUCUUCCUAGCUGCCUUUUGAGCAUGACCGAUCAUUUUCACCCCCAAGUAGAGACAGCAGUUUUGCAUGCCCUCCAUCUAGCCCAGAAAGCAUGCUCAUACUACCUAUGCAAGCAGUCGAUUGAAAAGCAUACAGAGAAACUACACUAAACAUUGAGUUUUAAAAAAGAAAAAAGACAACUCAGAUCCUGGAGCUCUAUUUUUGAAUUUGUAAUUUUUAAAGCGUGGCUUUGUCAUCAGUGUAGGUGAUCCUGAGUAUGAAUUUUAGGUUGCUUUGCGUCUCUUUCUCUGCCAGUCUUUUUUUAAAAUUAUCAUUGGUGAGAUUGUGUGUAAAAUAGUAUUUUGCAAGCAGGAGUGGAUUGGAUAUGUUGAACAUACACUGGUGUAUAUAUUGUAUUUAGCCUGAAGACUUUCCUAAAGUAUUUUGUUCUAAGAAAUAACCUGCCAUUUUCUAUAGAUUUUAAUUUUUUAUAUCUUCUGGUGUCCUUCAUCACAAGGAGAGAUGUGGCUUCAUAUAGUGCUAACAAUUUUUAAAUGCUUUUGUAGAGACUUAGAGGUGUUUACGAAGACUCUGGGACAUCCCACCCACUGGUCUCAGUAAGAUUAAGGAUGUGAAAUGUAUGGUAGUGUUAAACAAUGGAUUCAGGUCUAGAUCCGUCUCACAUUCAUUUAAAACCAUUGUUUUCCAUGGGGCAGGGAUGGGGCAGAGGCUCAUAGCAUAUGUGAAAGAUGUCUUUGAAUCUCAUACAUAUACUGUCCCCAGGCCUCUUCUGGAUGAUUCACCCUAGGUCACCAGGAUCAUCAAGGGACUUGGAAUGCCUGGGCCUCUCCCAGGCUUUUGAUGCUGGGUGACUUUCUCUCCUUAUUCCGGUCAGAAUCAAGAAGGAUGUGGUAUACCAUCUCUUUGCCAACAAUUUAUGGCGAGAAUCAUCACUGCCAUACAAAGUACUCAGGAGGAAUUUCAGUUGCGUUGGACAAGAAAAUUAAAAGAAGCUGUCAAUCCCCUGCUUGAAUUCAGGGGACAAGAACUUUCUGACUUUAAGGCCUGAUUUGGACCUGUGAAGCAUUUUAUGGGUGGUAUGUUACUUGCCAGUCUGGGGAUUGUCCUUACUUCCUGGUGGCAAGCAGAGUGCCCCAAGGGGUCCGAGUUCAUUCCCAGAGCCUCUGUUCAGAUUCUGCUGUCGGGCUGAGACCCAUGCAGGAAGGGAAGUCACUCCAUGUUAGAAAAUAUGGCAGAAGACGGUAGAAGGUUAACUGUCUAGCCGUGCAGACCCUGCUCUGCUUUUGACAGCACGAUUGCAAACCACAGGCUGCAUGGGCCCCUGCUCUGAUUGCACUCCACUCUAGGUCUUUCCUGCUCAGAAUGUAGCUCUAGGAGUCCUUUUAAAUUUAAAAACAAAUGUGAAACAUUCUAUUGAAAUUAUUUUGACGCUCUCAUUGCUGUUUUUUUAUGUAAUUAAAUCAAUACCUAUCCAGGAAUUUGGCAGUAUAUGUUACCUACAGAGGCACAUGAAGUUUGGUUUUAAUCUGUGGUGAGCCAGGUGCACUAUACCAUCUUCAAAAUAAUCUGCUGUGCUGUGUGGCCUCAUCCCAUUGAACAUCAGGCUGCCUACAAAAAGGAGAAAGAAACAGUUUAUCUGACGGGCUCAUAUUUUAAGGAGUAAGGGUAUCAGGAAAAACCAGAGCUGGAACAGCUUUGGCACACGGCCUCCCAGAGUCGGGCUCUCUGCUGCUGUGGACACGCAGCAUGAACUUUCCUAGGUGCUAUUCCAGACUGGGGGACUGCGUUUCUGCGCUUGCGGUUCUGUCGGUCUUUCCUGUAGGCAUUUAUGCUCUGUGUAGGUCUGCUCACCAACUGUGCCUCUCACCACUGGUUAAAAUUGAAUAUGGGCCUCAUUACCAAAAUGGUUUCUUGAUUCUCUUGUGUAUUUACAGCGGCGUUUAUUUCUCUAGUUGUCUUAAAAGCUGCAUGUCAUAUCACUGUACACAAAAUGCUUUGGUGUCAUUCAUGAGCCAGUAGUGAGCUCUGUAUAAAUUCUUCAGUAAAAGGAUGGCAGAGUAUCUUUCCUGCAGGCUGGAAGAAAGUGUAUCCUACAUUUUAAAUUAUUUUAGGCCAAGUGCAUGAGGUAUGUCACUGCCUUCUGUUAUUUAUUUGUAUAUUUUAUUAUUCAAGGUGUAUGCACUUUUAAGAAGCAGAAUUUAUAUUUUUAUGUUUAAAACAUUUUAUUUCUGAGACAGCAGUUGGUUAUAUAGUAUACAAUUGGAAUUAAGAGAAAACUGGAAAUGUAACAAAACAUAAUAAAUUUACUACAUGAUGCCUUCUUCAA